Messenger RNA from Gordionus sp. m RMFG-2023, 1488 nucleotides. RefSeq names its product zinc finger MYM-type protein 1-like. The coding region runs from base 1 to 1488 and encodes 495 amino acids. Lineage: Eukaryota; Metazoa; Nematomorpha; Gordioida; Chordodea; Parachordodidae. The transcript is spliced from 5 exons. The record is from RefSeq and is a predicted model, not a curated record.
AUGGAUAGUACUCAAGACAUUUGCGUUUAUGAUCAAGCAACCAUUUGCCUACGAUACAUAUAUAAUGGUAAAAUAACAGAAAGGCUUUUUGCACUUACAAAAGUUACGAACUCUUCUGGAAAAGGAUUUUUUGAUAUCUUGAGUGAAUGCUUUUUAAAACAUGGAAUUCAAAUGAGAAAUAUAAUUAGAGAAUCAUUUGAUGGUGCUGCAAAUAUGCGGGGGGAAUUUGUUGGGUUGCAAGCUCUUAUUAGACAAGAGGCUCCAGGUAGCUUGUAUAUUUGGUGUUAUAGUCACAUAUUAAAUCUCUGCAUAUGUGAUUCAUGCGAUAAUAAUGAAGGCAAAAUUUUAUUUGGAUUAUUGAACAGACUAGCAACAUUCUUUGGUGAAUCAUAUAAAAGGAUGGACGCUUGGGUGAAACAGAAUAACUCAACUGGCCAAAAUAAACUGAGAAGACUGCAAAAAAUAGGUGAGACAAGGUGGUGGGCACGUGAAAAAGCUCUUAAAUGGACAUAUGGCAAAGAGAGCUUACUUCCAAUAACGAUAAGUGCACUUCGAUUUAUAAUAGAUAAUAAAUCAUUUGAGGCAAAAACCUCAUCAGAAGCGCAGUCGUUGAUAGAUAAUUUAUGUAAAUUUAAGACUCUUAGUACAGCUCUUACGGAGAGUAUCUGUGUACAGACUGCUCUACCAAAAAUUCGAAUAGGACGAGCAAAGAGAAUAUAUAGUGAUGAAGGCCAGGAUAAACGUCCUCAAGAAUCGAUUGACCUUUAUAGGGUUGAAGUAUUUCGUCCUAUAAUUGAUCAAAUUAUAAACAGUUUGUCGGAACGCUUUUCUGCAAAUAGAGAGCUUAUUUUGAAUGUGCGAUAUUUGCAUCCAAGGCAUUUUGAUUACAUAAAUAGUAAAGGUAUUUCUGAAAUGGCCUUGGAAAAACUGGCGCAAUUGGCAAAUAUAUCGAGUGAUAAAUUACAUAACGAAUUGUGUUCAUUUUAUAGUGUAUUCAAAGAUUUAAUAGCAGAAUUAAAUGAAACGGACGAUGAUAUCUUAUGUACAAGUGAGGAGUCGAAUGAAGAAGAUGGAAUACUACAAUAUGAUAAUAACUCGAAGUGUGAUAAAUGUAACAAUUGUUUAAUAUGCGUGUAUGAAAUUCUUAAGAGGUUAAUUGCGAGAGAACAUUUAGCAAUGAAAAUUAUAAAAAAAAGGCUGAGAGCUAAUAUAGGCCAAGAAAAAUUAGAAGCGUUUUUAAUGAUGUCAGUUGAACGAGAACUAUUAUCGCAGAUUGAAAUAGAAGAUAUUCUUGAUCAAGAGGACAAUGACUUGAGUCAAACUCAAAGCUCUUUUUCAGAAGCUAAUACGUCUUCUUCUUCAAUAAUACAAAAUAAUAAUUUCAAUAUUAAAGAUAUGUUUAUAAACACACCUAACAAAUCUCGACGGAAAUGUGUCUACUGUGAUAAAAUCUACAGUCUUCAUACGGCUACAAAUAUGCCACCCUGA